UCUCUAUAUCUACUUGCAUUCUUCUAAGGUGCCUAUUUUUCUCCCAAGUUAUACGCAUCACUCCCGCAAUUUUUUGGAGUCACUCCACAUACAUAUCUUUUUUAGAUUACUUCUUCUUGUCGUCUCUAUUUUCUGUCUCCAUAAUUUAUUCAUUUUCCUCCUCAAUUGCCCCAUUGACUUCCAAAUUACACUCAAAUAUAUACAUAUUAAUGUGUUCACAAUUCAACUCACCAUCAUCUUCCCUCAUGGUGCUUCCAAAAUGCAAGUUCUUGUCAUCAAGACCUAUUCUAGAUUAUCAAAAUGGGUGCCAAAAUUCACCUCCGCAAGACACACAAGAGGCUCAAUUUGCUCAAAAUCAAGAAGAUCAUCAUAGGCAACAAGACACACAACAACAAGAUGACAAUACCAAGAAAGAAGAGGAAUUUGAAGAUGUUAAGGAUUCUUGUUUGAAGGUUGAUAAAGAAGAUGUUGGAAUAUUAAAAACUCCAACAUCACCAAAACAUAGUAAAAGACAAAUGGUUUGUCCACCAGCUCCAAAGAAGAAAAAGGCAAUUCAAGUUACAAAGAGAAAACUCUUUCUUGAUGUUUAUGAUGAAGUAGAAUCAUGGUUUCCUCCAGCUUUACUAGCAGAUCUUGGUAAUAAGAUCAAGAAAGCUAGGACAACAAGCCCCAUUUUAUGAGUAUGUUUUAGUUUAAUUUCUUAUGUGCUAUAUCAUAGAUCUUAAUUUAGUGUGUACUCAACCCUACUGAUUAUUGAGAAGAAGAAAAUAUUCUCUGGUUUCUACAA
Messenger RNA from Lycium barbarum (goji berry), 787 nucleotides. Its product is annotated as cyclin-dependent protein kinase inhibitor SMR14. Lineage: Eukaryota; Viridiplantae; Streptophyta; Magnoliopsida; Solanales; Solanaceae. The transcript has a single exon. The record is from RefSeq and is a predicted model, not a curated record. Bases 210 to 680 code for a protein of 156 amino acids. Gene Ontology annotation, biological process: regulation of DNA endoreduplication.